Molecule: messenger RNA, 1769 nt
Organism: Panthera uncia (snow leopard)
Lineage: Eukaryota; Metazoa; Chordata; Mammalia; Carnivora; Felidae
Gene: FOXO6
Product: forkhead box O6
Exons: 2
Coding region: 1-1674 (557 amino acids)
Biological process (GO): regulation of transcription by RNA polymerase II
Cellular component (GO): nucleus
Molecular function (GO): RNA polymerase II cis-regulatory region sequence-specific DNA binding; DNA-binding transcription factor activity, RNA polymerase II-specific
Source: RefSeq, a predicted model, not a curated record
AUGGCUGCUAAGCUGCGAGCGCAUCAGGUGGACGUGGACCCGGACUUCGCGCCGCAGAGCCGGCCGCGCUCGUGUACCUGGCCCCUGCCGCAGCCCGACUUGGCCGGCGACGAGGACGGAGCGUUGGGUUCAGGGGUGUCUGAGGGCGCCGAGGACUGCGGGCCGGAGCGCCGGGCUACGGCCCAGGCGAUGGCCCCAGCGCCGCCGCUGGGCGCGGAGGUCGGACCGCUGCGGAAAGCGAAGAGCUCCCGGCGGAACGCGUGGGGGAACCUGUCCUACGCCGACCUCAUCACCAAAGCCAUCGAGAGCGCCCCGGACAAGCGACUCACGCUCUCGCAGAUCUACGACUGGAUGGUCCGUUACGUGCCCUACUUCAAGGAUAAAGGCGACAGCAACAGCUCGGCGGGCUGGAAGAACUCCAUCCGGCACAACCUGUCGCUGCACACCCGUUUCAUCCGCGUGCAGAACGAGGGCACAGGCAAGAGCUCCUGGUGGAUGCUGAACCCCGAGGGCGGAAAGACAGGCAAGACCCCGCGGCGGAGGGCCGUGUCCAUGGACAACGGGGCCAAGUUCCUGCGCAUUAAGGGCAAGGCGAGCAAGAAGAAGCAGCUGCAGGCACCUGAGCGAAGCCCCGAUGACAGUCCCCCAGGCGCGCCAGCCCCGGGGCCCGUGCCUGCCACUGCCAAGUGGGCCACCAGCCCGGCCUCGCACGCCAGCGAUGACUACGAGGCGUGGGCCGACUUCCGCGGCGGCGGGAGACCCCUGCUCGGGGAAGCGGCCGAAUUGGAGGACGACGAGGCCCUGGAGGCCCUGGCGCCAUCGUCCCCGCUCAUGUACCCGAGCCCGGCGAGCGCGCUGUCGCCCGUGCUAGGUGCGCGCUGCCCCGGGGAGCUGCCCCGCCUGGCCGAGCUGGGGGGCCCGCUGGGCCUGCACGGGGGCGGCGCGGGGCUGUCCGAGGCCCUGCUGGACGGCGCGCAGGACGCGUACGGGCCGCGGGCCCGGGCGGGGACGCCCGCCUACUUUGGCGGCUGCAAGAGCGGCGCCUACGGCGGGGGCGGGGGCUUCGGGCCUCCGGCGCUGGGCGCGCUGCGCCGCCUGCCCAUGCAGACCAUCCAGGAGAACAAGCAGGCCAGCUUCGCGCCGGCCGCCGCGCCCUUCCGCCCGGGGGCGCUGCCCGCGCUGCUGCCGCCGCCGCCCGCGCCCAGGCCCGGCCCGGUGCUGGGCGCGCCCGGGGAGCUGGCGCUGGCGGGAGCGGCCGCCGCCUACCCUGGCAAGGGCGCGGCCCCGUACGCGCCGCCGGUGCCCUCGCGCAGUGCCUUAGCCCACCCCAUCAGCCUUAUGACGCUGCCCGGCGAGGCGGGCGCCGCGGGCCUGGCGCCGCCGAGCCACGCGGCCGCCUUCGGGGCCCCGCCCGGUGGCCUCCUGCUGGACGCGCUGCCGGGGCCGUACGCGGCCGCUGCCGCCGGGCCGCUGGGGGCCGCGCCCGACCGCUUCCCGGCCGACCUGGACCUCGACAUGUUCAGCGGGAGCCUCGAGUGCGACGUCGAGUCCAUCAUCCUCAACGACUUCAUGGACAGCGACGAAAUGGACUUCAACUUCGACUCGGCCCUGCCUCCGCCGCCGCCUGGCCUGGCCGGGGCCCCGCCCCCCAACCAGAGCUGGGUGCCGGGCUGAGGGCCGCCUUCCCUCGCCCCCGGGCGCCCCGCCCCGCCCCCAAGGGGCUUCUGUCUUCCCGUCCUGAUCCCCUGGGCCCCAUCCCCAUUCCAGCU